Spodoptera littoralis (African cotton leafworm) is the source of this 2511-nucleotide messenger RNA. The record is from the annotation of a GenBank genome assembly. Lineage: Eukaryota; Metazoa; Arthropoda; Insecta; Lepidoptera; Noctuidae.
AUGGCAGGGACGGUGUUCUCUGAAGUCAUCAUACACAGAGCCAGUAAGGAUGAGGCCUUACACCAUUUGAGAGGACAUAAGGGUGUAAUAUUCUCGAUAUCAUAUGAACCAUAUAGAAAUACGAUAGUUACCACAUCAGAUGACAGGUCUGUAAGGAUAUGGGGUCCCAAUGUACCACCAGCACAUGCACACAAUACAGUGACAUACUGGGAAGGUAUAGAAAUAGUUUGUAAGCAUGAGGUCUACGGACAUUUAGCGAGAGUCAUGAGGAGUUGCAUUACAAAUAAUCUAAUAGUGUCCGUAGGUGAAGACUCGGCCAUAUGUUACUGGGAUUUUGAUGGUAAAUUAUUAAAAAAGGCUCUCACACAUCAGAACGGAUGUAUAUGGUCUGUCGACAGUGAUGGCACCAGUUUAGUUACUGGUGGUGGGGACAGCGGAGUCAUUUUACAUCCCCUGACCAUAGCUACAGAUUACUGCCAAGAAAAUAUCAUUGAUGUAGGUGUAGCCACUCCCAAAAAGGUUUUGUUCACCGCCAGAAACAACUUAGUCAUUAUGGAUGAGGCUAAUUUAAUCUACUACGACGUUGUUAAUAAAAAUAAAACUGAACAUAAAUUAAAUCAUGAAUCUACUUACAAAUUGCUAGCUUUAUCGUCCUGUAAGCAACUGAUUGCUGUAGCAGAUAUGGCAGGCAAACUGGAUGUGUUCGUAGAAAAAUGUAAGGAUGAGGCUUUUUUACUAAAUAUUGUUGAUACUAAAUUGCAAAUAGGAAAGAUUUUGUCCAUGCAAUGGGCGGGCAAUAGGCAUCUAGUACUUUGUUCUGGAGAUGGUAAUAUUACUGUCUUAGCUUCUAAUAACGCAAGAGUAGAAGUAUAUGCUAAUUUUGUUCUACCAAACUGCAAAGAAAGAUGGCUCACAGCUUCUGCAAUAGAACUGGAGAACUAUAGGUUUAUUGUUGGAGAUAGAUGUGGUAACAUACAUGUUUUUAUCAAAGGCCAGAAUAACCCAGUGAAAACCUUCCAUAAGGUACACGGGAGGUAUGGACCAACAUCCAUUAGUGUUGGAAAUAAUAGAAUUAUUACUACUGGACGAGAUGGGACUAUUAAAUAUUUUAGUAUAAAUGGCGAUGUAGUAAAACACAUGAGCAAUAAAGACUUAGCUUUCGAAUGGGUCGAGAAAUUCCUGGAUAAAGGUGAAAAUAUUAUUUGUGGAUUCCAAGAAAGAGUUUUUGUUGUGUACAAUGUUAAUGAGAAUAGUAAAAUGUUAGAAGUGGCGUGUGGAGGUGGACAUAGGUCCUGGGAUGCAGUCAGAUACUUCAAGAAAGUAAAUGAAAAUUACGAAGAAUUAAUAAAACUGAUUUAUUUGAAAAACUCAGAUAUAAAUGUUGUAACAUUCCAACUGAGUAAAAUAGUUUCAAGGAAUGUUAUAAAUGGAUCACAUGCUAAAGAAAUUAAUUGUUUGAAAUCGCAUAGAAUUAGUAAUGCCACAGUUUACAUUACUGGUGGAGAAGACACUACGCUAAGAAUAUCCAGUGUUGAUGCAGAAAUGAACUUUAAAGACGAAGUUAACUUUAAACACUUAUCUAGUGUUAGAACAUUAAAAACAUUUUCCAUAGAUGAGAACCAUUUCUUAGUUUUAUCAGCUGGAGGAAGAGCUCAGCUUUGCAUAAAAGAUAUAAAAUUAACUAACAAAGAUAACAAUAUCGAUGUAACAUCAGAAGAAUUAGUAGAUUACUUAAUAAGAGGUACAGAUAAGGAGAGGAAAGGAAAUCAGACAUGGAGGAACUGUUCCAUUGACUUUGACCCUGAAAUGAGAAUCAUGGACAUAGAUGUGAUAAAUGAUAAAGAUGGACUUAUCAUCUUUGCAGGUUGCUCCGAUUCUUAUGUAAGAGUGUUCACCUUCAAAGAAGAUAGUAAAAAGGUAGAGAUUAUCAAAGAAGCGAAGUAUCACAAAACUUGUAUUUUGAAAACGAAAUGUAUCAAAAUUCUUAACAGAAACAUCCUAAUCACAUGUACAACUAGAAGCGAAGUUACAUUUUGGAAUGUAACGGACAUUACAAAUGACAAUUUUGAACCAUUUUUCAGUACAAAAACUAAUAAAUCAGGUAUAAACAGCAUAGCUACCGUCAAUGUGUCUGAAGAUAAGGUUCUUGUAGCCACUGGGGGCGACGAUAACGCUGUCCACACUAUAAUAGUAGAAAUCAAUGUCCAAAAUAACAUGACCUCUGCAAGAGUACUACACACUUGGAAAAGUGCAAACAACCACAGCUCACAGAUAACUGGGCUUAUUUUAGUAGAUGACUAUCUGGUUUCUACGUCAAUAGAUCAGAGGAUAACAUUGUUUCGAUGGAAGAUAUAUGAAGAGGGGAUAGAUUGCAAGUUUUUGUCGCAAUCUCAUACAAUGGUCAGCGAUAUUCAAGGGAUGGACCUUCUGGAUCAUAAUUGCGAAUCCAUAACAGUAUGUGUGUUUGGAAAAGGGAUGGAAGUCAUAGCUGUUCCUAAGAUCCCAGAGUAA